Toxoplasma gondii ME49 is the source of this 255-nucleotide messenger RNA. RefSeq lists its product as hypothetical. The record is from RefSeq and is a predicted model, not a curated record. Lineage: Eukaryota; Apicomplexa; Conoidasida; Eucoccidiorida; Sarcocystidae. The coding region runs from base 1 to 255 and encodes 84 amino acids. The transcript has 2 exons.
AUGAAUGGUACAAAUAUGACGGAUGUAGGAGUCGUUAUCUACAAGAGCUUCCGCCAAAUGCUGUUUGCUGUUGCACACCUGCAGAGUCGGGAACCCGUGGAAGGAGAAGAAUACCCGGUUACUUCUCAUUUCGAGGAAGUUUCAAUUUAUCCGAAAGGCUCGGAUGAGACGUUGACCGUUGCCUCGGAGACCCAAGCCACGAAAGUUCAAUUCCCGACUUCUAACACAAGUUUCUCACAAUCCACUGGUAUCUAA